Lactuca virosa is the source of this 498-nucleotide messenger RNA. The record is from the annotation of a GenBank genome assembly. Lineage: Eukaryota; Viridiplantae; Streptophyta; Magnoliopsida; Asterales; Asteraceae.
AUGGCAGUUCAAGCCACGACUUCAACAGCGCCAUCAUCACCGCCGGCAGCCUUUCACCGCUCACCAUGGCACUCACCGGUACCGUAUCUCUUCGGAGGCCUUGCUGCCAUGCUGGGUCUCAUUGCUUUCGCUCUCAUGAUUCUCGCCUGCUCUUAUUGGAAACUCUCCGGCGAACUGGAGAACAGCGACGACGUUGACAGAGAUCUAGAGUCCGGUAACGCCGACGGCGAUUCCAAACUGGAGAAUUACAAGGUGCCGCCUGUUUUUGAAGAAAAGUAUCUUGUAAUCAUGGCCGGACAACAGAAACCGACUUUUCUGGCAACACCCAUUUCGAGUAGAGCUACGUCGUUUGGUAGCAGUAGUUGCCGGAGCAGUUCAACGGAGAAUACGUCGACGUCGGAGAUGGAAAUGAUGGAGGAGAAGGAGAAACAGGGGAGGAGUGAGGAGGUAGAAGUGGGUAUCAUUGGGAAUCAUGAGCCCUUAGAUCAGGUCUCUUGA